Molecule: messenger RNA, 2459 nt
Organism: Chelmon rostratus (copperband butterflyfish)
Lineage: Eukaryota; Metazoa; Chordata; Actinopteri; Chaetodontiformes; Chaetodontidae
Gene: stxbp2
Product: syntaxin binding protein 2
Exons: 19
Coding region: 16-1839 (607 amino acids)
Biological process (GO): neurotransmitter secretion; intracellular protein transport; vesicle-mediated transport
Cellular component (GO): plasma membrane; secretory granule
Molecular function (GO): syntaxin-3 binding
Source: RefSeq, a predicted model, not a curated record
UAGUUCUUCAUUUUCAUGUCCCCACACCCUCCUUCCUUCUGUGUGCUAUUAAAGGGAGGAAACUGCUUAGCUGAGGUGGUAUGCCACUCAGGUCCUGAAAUCCUCAAUGGUGUCAUCAAGAGCGUGAAGAAAGAUGGAGAAUGGAAGGUUCUUAUUGUGGAUCACAUGAGCAUGCGAAUUCUGUCCUCUUGCUGCAAGAUGUCUGACAUUUUGGCAGAGGGGGUGACCAUUGUAGAGGACAUCAAUAAACGAAGGGAGCCCAUCUCUAGUUUGGAAGCCAUUUAUUUGAUUUCACCUGUGAAGAAGUCUGUUCAUGCUCUCAUUAACGACUUCAAAGACUCUGCCUUUACCUACAAAGCAGCACACAUCUUCUUCACUGACACUUGCCCAGAUGGUCUCUUUGCAGAGAUUGGGAGAUCCAGAGUUGCCAAGGUCGCCAAGACUUUAAAAGAGAUCAAUGUUGCUUUCCUGCCAUAUGAGUCUCAGGUAUUCUCCCUGGAUGACCCGACCUCUUUGUACUCCUUCUAUAGUUCUAAGCCAAAUGAAGAAAAAGACAAAAUGAUAGAAAAUCUGGCAGAGCAGAUUGCAACCCUGUGUGAUACACUGAAGGAGUACCCUGCAAUCCGUUACCGCAAGGGACCAGAAGAGAAUGCUAGACUGGCUGAUGAGGUCUACCAGCGCCUUACUGCUCACAAAGCUGACAACCCAAGCAUGGGAGAGGGUCCGGAUAAGGCACGAUCCCAGCUACUGAUUGUUGAUCGUGGGUUUGAUCCCAUCUCACCUAUUCUACAUGAGCUGACUUUGCAGGCAAUGGCCUACGACUUGCUAGAUAUCAAACAGGACAUCUAUGCUUAUCAGACGACCGGCAUUGGGAAUUCAAAUGAGAGAGAAGUGUUAUUGGACGAAGAUGAUGAGCUCUGGGUUCAGCUCAGACAUAUGCAUAUCGCAGAUGUUACUAAGAAAGUGACAGAACUUCUUCGCUCCUUUUGUGAGAGUAAGCGAAUGUGCACUGACAAUGCCAACAUAAAGGAUCUCUCGCAGAUGUUAAAGAAGAUGCCACAGUAUCAGAAGGAGCUAAGCAUGUACUCUACUCACUUGCACCUAGCUGAAGCUUGUAUGAAGAAAUUCAAGGCCUCUCUUGAUAAGCUUUGUGAAGUGGAACAGGACCUGGCAAUGGGAGCAAAUGCAGAAAGGGAACCUCUAAAGGAUGCCAUGAAGAGUAUUGUUCCUGUGCUCCUAAACAAUGAAAUUGAGGCCUAUGACAAAAUCCGCAUCAUACUGCUGUACAUAUUCCACAAGAAAAAAGGCAUUGGGGAGGAGAACCUUGCCAAGCUCAUCCAGCAUGCAAACAUACAGGCUGACAGCAACAUCAUCAACAACCUGCAGAACCUGGGCUGUAACAUUAUAGCUGGGGGCCGCAAUGCUGGGAAAAUGCUGCCAGAUCGAAAGGAGCGCACAGAGAGCACAUAUCAGCUCUCUAGAUGGACACCCACCAUCAAAGACAUCAUGGAGAGUGCCAUAGAGGAUAAACUUGACAGAAAGCAGUGGCCAUUCAUAGCUGAUCCUGCUCCCAUCAACACAACUCAGACUGCAGUCAGCAGUGCACGUUUUGGACACUGGCACAAAAAUAAAACUCCAGCAGAGUAUCGCUCUGGCCCUCGACUUAUUAUAUUUGUGAUUGGUGGGGUGUCACACUCAGAGAUGCGCUCUGCCUAUGAAGUCACUCGAGCUACUGAGGGGAAGUGGGAAGUGCUGAUUGGGUCAUCUCAUAUCCUGACUCCAACCAGCUUCCUUAAUGAUCUGAAGAGUCUGGACCAAGUUCCUAAUCCUGAUUGUUAGAUAGUUUGAUGCUGAGCAGGGAAGAGCACACUGGAAUAAGGGUUUAGUCUUUUGUUUGAGAUGAUUGCUUGCUGGUCUUCUGUCACAGCACUCAUGCGACGUGUGAAGUGAAACAUGAAGAUAACUUUUAGAUGUAGCCACUGAAGGAAACAAUUGUGGUUCUUCAUUUUAUUUUAGAAUGUUCUUUUUGUUGUUUGUUGCAAAUAUUAAUUCUGUAUACUGCUGUGAUUGAAAUUGUAUGAAGAUAUUUAAUUUGACAUUAUUCAUAUUUUGAUUAUUUUACUAUUCUCUUUCAAAUUAUUAUUUUUGUUACUGCAAUGUAUGUUUUCGAUUUCCCUAAUUUUGUACUCAAAAAAAUUGGAUCAAAAAUAUAAUUCAAGUCUAAUGUAUGAGUCAAUAGAAGUAUGUAUUGUAUAUUUAGUGACAUCAAGUGUGGGAUACCUUUUUUUUCCAGGUACCUUUUUUUCCUUAGGAAAUUUAAUCUCAGACAAAAUGUCUCAACUGCUGUUAAGAAAUCUUGCACAUUUACCAUAUACUUUAAUAUAUUGUUGAGAGCAAGUGUGGUGGCUGUUUGUUUCUUUGUUGUUAAAAAUGAGUAAUAAAAGAAACAUCAUGUUCAC